Salvelinus fontinalis (brook trout) is the source of this 2534-nucleotide messenger RNA. Its product is annotated as LIM and senescent cell antigen-like-containing domain protein 1. The coding region runs from base 199 to 1383 and encodes 394 amino acids. Gene Ontology annotation, biological process: positive regulation of substrate adhesion-dependent cell spreading; cell-cell adhesion; positive regulation of integrin-mediated signaling pathway. Gene Ontology annotation, cellular component: focal adhesion; cell-cell junction; cytoplasm. NCBI's taxonomy places the organism in Eukaryota, Metazoa, Chordata, Actinopteri, Salmoniformes, Salmonidae. The record is from RefSeq and is a predicted model, not a curated record. The transcript has 10 exons.
GUCAGGGCAGUCAGACAGUCUUCUUCUCUGUCUCAGUGCUGCUCAGGCCAUCUCUUUCUAGACUACUCCUACUUUUUGGAUUGGAUUGUUGUAGGACUGAGUGUUUGGGAAAGAGCCUGUAUUUGGAUAGGGCCGGGGAAGGGUGUGUUGGACUGGGAGCUUGUACUAACUAGUAUUUGGACUACCGAGUCGUGUCGUAUGGAGGUACAGGUUCAGAGUCAGCCACAGCCCCCCACCAUCCUGGAGAAUGGGGAGGCCCAGGACCCUGACCCACACCCUGCGGAGUUCAACGGUCAUCGUCAUGCCAACGGUGGGGAGGCAGAGCUGCCCGUCUCCAAGUCUCAGAGGAGACGCAGCGAUGUCAAAGUCUACAAGGAGUUCUGUGACUUCUACGCACGCUUCAACAUGGCCAGUGCCCUGGCCAAUGCGAUGUGUGAGCGCUGUAAGAGUGGCUUUGCCCCGGCGGAGAAGAUCGUCAACAGUAACGGGGAGCUGUACCAUGAGGGAUGCUUCGUCUGUGCUCAGUGCUUCCAACAAUUCCCUGAGGGUCUCUUCUAUGAGUUUGAGGGCAGGAAGUACUGCGAGCACGACUUCCAGAUGCUGUUUGCUCCCUGCUGCCACCAGUGUGGGGAGUUUAUCAUUGGCCGUGUGAUCAAGGCGAUGAACAACAGCUGGCACCCUGACUGUUUCUGCUGUGACCUCUGCCAGGCCGUGCUGGCUGACGUGGGCUUCGUCAAGAACGCCGGCAGACACCUGUGUCGCCCAUGUCAUAACCGUGAGAAAGCCCGUGGUCUGGGGAAGUACAUCUGUCAGAAGUGCCACGCCAUCAUCGAGGAGCAGCCGCUGCUGUUCAAGAACGACCCCUACCACCCGGACCACUUCAACUGCAACAACUGCGGUAAGGAACUGACGGCUGAUGCCAGGGAGCUGAAGGGAGAGCUGUACUGCCUGCCCUGCCAUGACAAGAUGGGCGUUCCCAUAUGCGGAGCCUGCAGGAGACCUAUCGAGGGCCGCGUGGUCAAUGCCAUGGGCAAGCAGUGGCACGUCGAGCAUUUUGUGUGUGCUAAGUGUGAGAAGCCCUUCCUGGGCCAUCGCCACUACGAACGCAAAGGACUGGCCUACUGUGAGACUCACUACAACCAGCUCUUUGGAGAUGUCUGCUACCACUGCAACCGUGUCAUUGAGGGUGAUGUGGUUUCAGCCCUGAACAAGGCAUGGUGUGUCAACUGCUUUGCCUGUUCCACCUGCAACACCAAGCUCACCCUCAAGAACAAGUUUGUGGAGUUUGACAUGAAGCCGGUGUGUAAGAAGUGUUACGAGAAGUUUCCUCUGGAGCUCAAGAAGAGGCUCAAGAAGCUGGCAGAGACCGUGGGCCGGAAGUAGAGAGACAGACAUGCUAGAAACAGACAAAAGUGAUAUCAGAGUGUUUGAGCAAGCACAUGACCUUUGUUCUUUGUGUAAAUUAUGGGAUUAAAACCACUCUACCCAACCCCUCAUAGGUUGAUGAAAAUCAGAUUUACAAUAUUAUUCCGUUCAUUCAUGCCUGGUUAAAUAGUGACAACCCAUGAGCAGAGAGAGAGACUGUACACAAGAAAGGGUCAUCCCCAAAUCAGUGCCUUUGUCUGAAUACAUAUUCAAAUUAUAUUCAUAUAUAUCCUUGAUAUACUUCUCAUAUAUUUCAUAAUUCUUUUAGCUUAAAAUUUCCCUUCAUAACCCAACUUGUAUAUUUAAGUAUGCAUCAAUGGUCCUGGUAUUUUGUCAGGUGAAUAAAAAGUAUUGGUAAGGUUGUUUCUGCUUUAGCCAACUACUUUAUCAUUGUCAUGCUAUACAAGAAGAAACAGACAGACACCUGGGCUAUGUUACUGUUGCUACACAUAAUCACAUUACUGUGCAGCAGAACUGGAUCCAAUAUAAAUAUAUAUAUACAGUACCAGUCAAAAGUUCGGACACACCUUUCAUUCAAGGAUUUUUCUUUAUUUGUACUAUUUUCUACAUUGUAGAAUAAUAGUGACGACAUCACAACUAUGAAAUAACACAUGGAAUCAUGUAGUAACCAAAAAAGUGUUAAACAAAUGAAAAUAUAUUUCAGAUUUUAGAUUUUUCAAAGUAGCCAUCCUUUGCCUUGAUGACAGCUUUGCAUACUCUUGUACAAUUUUCAUAUAAAUAUAAAUAUGUAAGAUCUAUUGUCACUGAAGGGCGUUUUUUUAAACUGUUGGAUGACAGAUGUUUGUUUUUGUGUUUUUCACAAUCAAUAUGCUCAGAAUAAACAUGAAUACACUUUUAUAUAAUAGCAAAGGAAUCAAACAAUAUCUGGCAAUCAUUUUCUUCAUGCUUUACAUGUCAUGCAUUAUUUUGUCUUUUGAAAUGGAAAAAUAAACAUUGCAGAGACUAACAAUUUCGUUGAUAUAUGGAUUUUCUUGUAAUUGCAAUGUCCAUUUUUCCUUUUCCUAUUGGUGUGUAUUAAAGUGGAUUUAUGAGUACUGUAAGAUGUGGGAAUGUGUGUAUAAGCUCAGUAAACCUAUCCUCUAAUGACA